Molecule: messenger RNA, 649 nt
Organism: Misgurnus anguillicaudatus (oriental weatherfish)
Lineage: Eukaryota; Metazoa; Chordata; Actinopteri; Cypriniformes; Cobitidae
Product: vasotocin-neurophysin VT 2
Cellular component (GO): secretory granule; extracellular region
Molecular function (GO): neurohypophyseal hormone activity
Source: RefSeq, a predicted model, not a curated record
CUGUAUGUGAUUCAGUGAAGGUUUAAUCGUCUCACAGUCGUGAUGAAUGAAUCUGUUCUCCUCCUGAUCUGUCUCUCUACACUUCUGUCUCUCUCAUCAUCAUGUUAUAUACAGAACUGCCCGAGAGGAGGAAAACGCUCAGCGCUGGACUCUGUCUCCAGACAGUGUAUGACGUGUGGCCCCGGUGAUAAGGGCCGCUGUUUUGGCCCCAGUAUCUGCUGCGGAGAGGAGUUCGGUUGUCUCCUGGCAUCUCCACAGACGGUGCGCUGUCAGGAUGAGGAAUAUCUACCGUCUCCAUGCGAGUCUACCGGGAAACUCUGCGGACCUGAUGAAGGUCGCUGUGCCGCUCGGGGAGUCUGCUGUGAUGCAGAGGGCUGCACGCUCGACCCAAACUGCUCUGAAGACGGUACAAAUGGCGAUGUGCUGGAGCAAGGAGCUUCACCGGGAGAAUUUCUUCUGCGUCUUCUGCAUAUGAAACACAAUCGCAUCUGAACUCAUUCAAUACAUGACCAUCACUGACCAAUACAUCCUCACUGAUUCACCUAAGCUUGACUCAACACAAUGCACUUCAGUGUGACAAAUUUGCUUAUAGUUUUCAAACACUGAGGUGUGUACAUAUGUAAGAAAUAAACAUCUCCUGCACUGUUAA